AACCUCUAAGCCGUUCUCGUAUUACAAGUAGAAAUUCGUUGUUUAAGAUUUCAUAUAGGAAACAAAACGUGAAUCGUGAUUAUUCGUAAUAUGUUAUAAAACGAACUACGCGAAAUUAAGAGGAUGAUUGAGUAGAAGUACGUAACGAUAUUUUUUAGGUUAAGUAAUCCUUGUAUUUUUUGUAAGGGUCUUCUGCUAGACAGACGGCGCCACAUGCGUUUGGAAUCGUUGAAAAGAUUUUUAAUAUCGUAGGAAAAAUUUUUAAAGGGUAUUAACGAUAACCUCGAACGUAAAAUGAUAUUACGUUAGAGAAAGGUAAUUGACUUCGGAGUCGUUGACUGACUUCCGGUUAAGACAAGCCCAUGUGGACGGCAGCAGGGGUGCCCUGAGUUCAGUACGCGUUUCGACCGUGCCUCGUGUAGUCUCUCGUCUUUGAUUCCCCCUCGUUAUUGUCUUUGAAAUUUAACUUAAACGGUAAAAGUCUCGAAAGUACUCUCAGAUAUAUAUCAUGGCGGAUUUAGAUGACUUUUUUGCGAAAAAGGAUCGGAAGAAAGCCAAGGGUAAAAAGUUCACUACGACCGAGGAGGUAGCAAAGAAGCUGGAAGAAACGGGUAAACGUUCGGAAAAAAUGAAAUCAAAAGAAAAACCAAUGAAUCCGGAAGGCGAGGAGACUCAACAAAUAGAGGACGAAGACGAAUGGAAAGAAUUCGAAGUAGAAGAGAAGAAAGAUCUGAGAGGUUUGAAAAUUGGAAACCUUUCAGUAAAAGAAACCAUCGACGUGGAGUCCGACGAUGAACGAGGAACAGGCGACAAUAGUUCUGAUGGAGAAAUUGGAGAAGGUACGGCAAAAAUUGGGCCGUGGAAGAAACCAGAGGCGCCGCAACAGCCAGAGGUGGUAGAAGAGGUAACGGCAACAGCAGCUGCUGCACCAGCUGCCCAAACGACAUCAACGUAUAGUUAUGUAGCACCGCAUUUGAGAAAUCCUGUAGCAAUGUCUGCUCCAAGACCAAGAGCUAAAAACGUAGCGCCUGACAUUCAUAGCGAAGAGUAUUUUCCUACAUUGAGUUCCAGACCACAGAGCAAUGAAUCUACCGGUCCAUGGGGUCGACGGAAACGAGAAGAAGGUACAUUCGAGGAGGUUCGUAAUCGUGGUGGCAGCAGAUCUUACAGUAUCCAGGAGACACAGGCUCAAACACCUAAACUCUCCCUUGGAAAUAAAUAUGGUGCCCUGUCGCAAGAUCAAAGCUGAAAGCACUCCUUGCGAUUAGAUCAGACAACGGACACGCAUUGUUAUAUCAUCGCCUCCUUUCCAUUUCGUGGCCCAGCUAAGCCGCAAAACAUUUCAUAGGAUAGAAUAUUAUGUGUACCAUAGCAUGCAUAUAUAUAUACAUAUGUAUAUGUAUGAUAUAUGUAUAUAUAAAUAUGUACGCGCAUAAUGUACACCGUGUACAUGUCCGUGUUUUGAAAAGCCCAGGGCAAAAUUCUGAUUCGACUGGUAAACAGGAUUCAUCGUGCUUGUGUAACAGGAGCAACUUAGGUCCUUCUAAGCAUCGAACGACAUUCUUACAAUGAAAUCGUAUUUUACAAGUGAAAACUUAUUUUCAUACUGUGUGCUCAAAUGUUAGCCUCACUUUUAUAUUUAAUUUUAUAAACUUGUAAGAUUGUACUGCAUCAAGAAGUAUAAUCGCGUCAAGAUAGGAAAGAAAUAUAGUGCGGCGCUCAGAUUCUCUCGGAGAAUUUUUCUGUGAAUAUAUAUUAAAUGUGGGAAAUACUCUUAUUAGUUCGUAACUAUGUGAUCUAUUUGUUCUUCUUCUUCUUCUUCUUUUUUUUUUGUUUUUUUUUCUGUUUCUGUCGUUUUUUUUUUUUUUAUUUUAUUUUAUUUUACUUCACAUGGUGCUAGUUUUAUUUAGAAAGAAAUACAACACCGCUAUUAAAUAGUUCUUUUCUUUUUUUUUCUUUUUUUUUUCAUUUUCUUCUUUUUUCUUUCUUUUUUUUUUUUUUAUUACGUGUCUGUGUUGUUAUUCGUUACGUAAACGCGCGUAAAUCGGAUAUGACGAUUGUUGGUCUCUAUAAAUUAUAUCUGUGUGUGUCUCUUUUAAUUAAUCUUUAUAUAUUUUUUAUUAAAACGGGUACGAAAUAUCGUGAAACGUUAAAAUGAGGUCGUUCUUGAUGGACCCUCAGUACUCCGUUACGUUCUGUUAUGCUCAAAGAAAUUAUGCGUCGACGAAUAGAUGAAGCAUUUUAACGAAUUAAGAUUCAUACAAGAUCGGGCUAAAAACUUAAAGGCUGGGCUUGGGAGCAGAAUAAGAGAAUAAAAAUAGAUGCAAAGUGGAACGUAUCGAGCAUCAUCGAAAGAAAAUAUGUGUAUAGAAAGUACGUUGUGAUCGCGAUGGACGAUGAAAUGAGAUAUAUGUAUGUAUAUAUAUAUAUAAAAUAUAUAUAAAAGAUAUUAUCUUUUAUAUGUGUAUAUAUAUAUACAUAAAAAAGAUAAAGAGAAAUUCAUGUAUGUUUAAAAAAAAAAAAAGAAAAGAAAAGAUAAAGGAAAAAUGUGUGUGUAUAUGUAAGACUUCGUUUGAUGAUUGUUUUGAAUUUACUUUGUUGAUUUAAAAAAAAAAACAAACAAACAAAAGACUUCCUUUUUUCUUUCUGUUCUCUCAAUAUAUAUAUGUAUGUAUGUAUGUGUAUGUGUAUAUAUAUAUAUAUAUAUAUAUAUAUAUAUAUAUAUAUAUAAAAUAAGAAAAA
Molecule: messenger RNA, 2742 nt
Organism: Vespula vulgaris
Lineage: Eukaryota; Metazoa; Arthropoda; Insecta; Hymenoptera; Vespidae
Product: protein CDV3 homolog
Exons: 4
Coding region: 509-1249 (246 amino acids)
Cellular component (GO): cytoplasm
Source: RefSeq, a predicted model, not a curated record